CCGAACUUGAACUCACGGAGAUACCGGGGUAGGGGUCCACAAGAAAUCUGUCCCCUUGGGUAUGAGAACUAAGACACAACGGCUUCAACGCGCUGGUAUUGCUCUAUCCUACGCAAUUUGACCCUCUGUUGUGAUAUGUUCGUGAUCUUGAGUAUCUGCAAACACCAAUAGCUGAUCCCGAAACGGGUAACGGACCCCCGCUGGGACCACUGCUUUCGACCAAGCAGCUAACUGGACAUGGCACCACCUAAACGAAGGCUUGAUGGAGAACCGCCUAGAAAGCGGGGUCGGCCUUCGAAGGCAGAUUUGGCAGAACGUGAAAGACGUCGCGAAGCGUUGGCGCUUGGAGGAUGCGCCAGAUGCGGCGGAUGUACACGGCAGCAUGAUUGCGAACAAUGUGUUCCUUGCCAGAACAGGGCAAACCGCAUUAGGGCAUCAUCAGAUCCGAAUGGAGGCUGUUCGUCGUCCUUAUUGUCAUCCUUGGAUGGCGAAAUUUGCAUUAUGCGUAAAUGUGAAUUACUUACGGAGGACUCUGACGUAUUCAAGGCAAUUGGGGACCCGCGUUUAACCUUUCUGGGUGCGGAAGAUGUUCACACGUCACGGCCUAGAAAACAACAACCACAUCUCCGACAAACUAAACCUACUCUCACCGAAGACGAGAAGGAAUACCUGGCCAAUCUUGUCGGCAGCAAUACAAACAGGCGUCCUACCAUACCAGCUAUCCUCAAACGAAAGCGGUCAAUGACUGUUGAGCUCGGCAAUACCGUUCCGAACAGCGGGCAAUCGUCUGUCCUAACUGAUGUAAGAGCAACUUCUCAAGAAACUGCCCCAGCGAGCGGUGUAUCGACCAUCAACCAGUCUGCAAUAACAGCCGCAGUUCAAAGUGGACACCCGGUGCUUAUCGUAAAUAGCGACCAGCUUUCGCUUCUUGAGAACUCCCAAGAGAUCGUCGUUAUGCAAGGUUCGGACCCUAAAACACUCGAGGUGUCCGUGGUUCGUUUAAACGAUGAAAGUAACAGUUCAGCAGGGGCAGAGGUCUGGAUGUUGGGCCAAAACGUAGAGCAGGCAGUCGAGGAGGGAGUGUCCGUAGAGGACUUUGAUGGAACUAUUGAGUAUGACGAGGAAGAAGAUGGCUACGAUCCUCACAGAGUUCGUGCACACAUCACCCGUGGAAUCGGCGCUUUUGGGCGAAAACGGGUCAUUCCUGUAGCUGCUACACCAUCGCCAAAUGCAAGUGCUCAUGAGUUUUUAAGCCCAGAGCAACGACAUUUACUUGCGCGGAAAAAGGGACGCUCAAAGUUAUUAUCGACGCCUCGUCAGCGCAAGAGUCGAUUAUUUGUCGUCGCGGAAGAUGGAGCUACAAUUGUGAUUACCGGAGCAGCAAUCACAGAUCGCGCUCGAGCUGUCGAGAUUGCUGACGAGAAAAUGCCGUACGUCCGUGAGAAGAUGGCAAUCAUACAAAAUGCUGCUAACUUAGGAAGCGCAGGGGGCAGACAGAAGGGAUCCGGACCGAGUCGAAUAGGACAAAACAAAAACUUACGGUUGCAGCAUCAGAAAUCACAGUCUCGUGCGGAGGAUAUAGGUCCGGCUCCAGCAUCCGCCCCACAUUCAGGAGUCAAGAUCGAAGACGCGGUGGCGCAGCCUGAAGUUCCGCCUCAAAAAAGUAGCGGAAAUAGCAAUCUGGUAAUGGCACUGGAAGACUGUACGACGGACGUAGCGGAUAUGGGCUCAAUGCAAAAACUACCCAAUCAGAUCCAACUGGUCGAAAGCGAUCUUCCGCUAGCAGAAGCUGAGAACGUACAUUACCUUCUAGGAAAUUACCUCUUCAGGCAGAUGUACUCAUCACAAGAGCCUCUUCGGUGCUUGAUUUGUAAAGAUGAAGUCGUAUUUUCUCAGCUGAUCGACCUAGAGAAGCACUAUCAGAUGACUCACGAUGUUCAGACCGUUAGCGUUAAAGCUGAAUUUUCCGAUUUAGCUGUUUUUAUUUGCCUGCCAGAUGAUGUUACCGAGGAAACCGUUUUAAAGUCAACUUGUCAAUUUUGUAGCGCAACUCUUCGAACUUUGGUUGAAGUGAGAGAUCAUUACAUGUCGCGCCACCAGCGCUGCGUGAGGCACAUUUUCGAAGGUCAACUAGCCAAUCUGUCGACAUCUUUUUACUGUUCUACUUGCAAUUUCGCCUCGGCCACCUUCGACCUUCAUCAUGAACACAUGAAGACUGCGCAUCUAUCGAUGACCUUCGUGUGUCGCUAUUGUGACUACUUCACCCCCCGACCCGGCCGCCUGAAGGUCCAUGUUAAACAACGCCAUCUACACGGCCAGACAGGUCUGAAUCUCCAAUGCGUCAUUUGUUCCGUCUACGUCCACGGCCGAGACCGCCUGCUAAAGCACGUGCUGCUGUCCCACGCGGUUCAGACCGGCCCCACGAUCUGGUCCUGCUCGAUGUGUCUCGAAUCAACUACCGGCCAUGACGAUUUACUCGACCAUAUGGCGAAGUGUCCUGAGCACUUGAAACAAACAACAAACGACGACAACAAAGCAACAACAAAUGGAAACGAACUGGUAAGAUUAGAGGAGCGUGAUGACACCUUCAAGUGUUCUCAAUGCGAUCAGACGUUCACGCGCAAAGAAGAACUUGACAGGCACGCUAUUGAAGCGAAGUGUGUUCCGGACGAUGGCGACAACGACGCAGAGGGCCUGGAUGAACGUGCUAGUACGUGUUUCCUCUGUGAUUUGACGUUCAAGAACUCGGAAUUAACUGCUCAACAUUUACAUCAUGUACACAUGAAAUGGAUCAAGAGGACGGUCCGUUCCGCUGAUAAGGCGCCAGAGGUCGCUACACAGUUAUGCCCGCUCAACGAUGCCACAGAGGUAAUAAUGGAUCCAAGUGCGAUGCUAGAACAAAACGAAAUACCAACCGACGCUCAGCUAAAAGAGAUGGGCUUUCCAGAAAAGGUUGGCCAUUAUUGUCACCUUUGUAACGUCGUCAUCAAAAGCUAUACUCUGUUCUACCUACAUAUGCAUAACCUGCAUGGCAUGUUAAAAAGAUUUACGUGUGUUGUCUCCAGCUGUUCGAAUACGUUUGAUGAUAGUGCAGCAUUUCAGAUCCAUGCUGGAAUCCAUGAUCAGCGGGCAGAGCAUUUCUGCGCAAUGUGCGACCUAAUUUUCAAUACGAGCGAUGAACUGCAAGAACAUUUCAUGAGUCCGGAACAUGCGACGCAGCACAUGCGUGUACAAGAUCAAUAUAAUCGUUCUGAACCGCACAAUUACUGCUGUCGUGUAUGCCAUACGUGGCAUGGACUUAUGUCGACUUUCGUGCGUCACAUGGAAACCGAAAGCCACCAGUAUCCAUGUCAGCAUUGUGGACAGAUGUUUGUACAGCCAGCACCACGCCGGAAUCAUAUCCGUAACGUGCAUCCAGAACUAGCUCAUAUAUGCGAAAUCUGCGGAACAAGCGCCCCAUCGGCCCAGGCGUUAUGGUCUCACCUAUCACAGCACAGUGUGGUUCAUGAGUGCUCGAAAUGCCACCGGCGUUUCCUUCAGAAAGAACAACUUCUAGCUCACAUGGAAGCGCACGCCCCACCGACACCUUGUCCAUGGGAAGGCUGUAAUCGGCGGUUGAACACGAAGGUUGGAUUGUAUAACCAUCUCCGUCUUCACCGGGGGGAGUGUGAUUUCAAAUGUCCAAUUUGCGAACGAGGUUUCUUCAAAAAGAAGUAUUUAGACAUCCACCUCAAAAGCCACGAGAGCCCUAGAACUAUGCCUUCGGGCGGGGGAAUCCCUUUGUUGGGGUCGCACGGCGGCUUGCUUAAGCCUCGAGUAAAUGGCGGCGGUAGUGCCCCUGAAGUUCGGCUAAUCUGUGCCGGAUGCCUAAAAGGUUUUGAUUCAGAGAGUGACUUUAAGACACAUGACUGCAGCUCGACAUCAAUGCCUGAUCAGCAGAGAUCCGAUCAAUCAAUGAGCGAUACUAGCGAGCAAAUAAAUCUAAAUCCAUCGAUUGAGGGACAACAGCAGAACGUGGAAAAUUCCGAAGAUUUAGCAGAGUUCUUGUCAGAAGGAACCGCUGGCGGCCUACUGGAUACAUGUCAGGACAACACUGUGACAAUUCGCAAAGAUCUUGCCAGAGGGGAAGCCUACAUUACAAUGCUAGAAGCUGGAACGCAAUUCAGUCUCGAUGUUCAAGGGGACAUAGAUGGCAUCGACGAGAUGGAUGAGGAAAUGGCCGUACAGCUUGUUCGGGCUGCUGGAGGAGCUGGAGUCACACAUUUGCAGGUAGAUAAAGGCGGCCGAGCAGCACAAUAUAAGGUACUCGCCUAUCGUGAAAACAGAUUAGGUGAAGACGCCCAUGUAGACGCUUUUACACUGGAUACGGCUCAACCUGUUGAUAGUACCCAUAAACAGCAUGACAUGGACAUCAUUUUGGAGGAACCGCAGGAAAAUCUCGGAUUGUCACACCUCCCAGAUGCCGUACAUUCGAUGAACGAGCCAACUGGCGAAAAAAACGACACGCUAUCGAUGCCAGAUUUGACAAGUGCCUUAGAUUCAGUCGAGGCCUUUGCAGCAGGUGAAGAUGAACUUGAUGAGGCUGCCAGGUCGAUGGACGAACAUUUGGACCUGGUGCUGGACCAUGUGGAAAACGGGUCCGGUGAUCACGCUCUGACAGAGGCAUUCAUACAAGAUCACGUUAUGCAGGAUCCAGUGCAACACAAUGUAACUCAACACGAUGUACAAGUGCCCUCCUCACAGCCUGGAACAAUUCAAUGCAGUAGUGAUCCGAGCAGUUCUCAGUCAAUGCUCGUUACGAUCGGGAAUCAAGAGCUGGAUAUUACAGUUCCCGACGGUGUGGAUCCCCAAAGCUUCGCCUAUAGUAAUAUAGUUAAGGUAAAACAAGAGGACGGGAGUGAACGAGUACUUUUAGUGCCGGUUCUUCCAAAUGGAGAUCUCUGGAAUGAGGCCGGGAUCGCCAUCGAUGGAUUGUUAUUUGACUGCUAAAACAUCAAAGAACUUUGUUAUCCCGCUAAUACGAUGCUACUGCUGCUGCUGCUAAAUCUGAGCGGCGUUUAGUGUGCUUGUUUGGCACUACGAAAAAAUUUUAAAAACACUACGGAAAAAUGGCCUUCCUAAGAGCGGGAAGGUUUAGAUAAAUACUUAAUUGUAUCUAAUUACAAAAGUAUAUAUCCGACUCAAAUAUACGAAAGCAUUAUUUGCUAGGCUCUGCAAAAUUUGAUUUUCAGCUAAAAAAAAAUUGCUAUAAUAGUGCACUGAUGAAACAAAUUGAAAACUAUUGCCUGAUGGUGAUUUCGGGUGCUAUCCAUUUAAUCAGCAAUAUAAUACAUAACCAUAUAUAAAUAUGUUGUCUAGUUAAGGACCAAUGUGGAAAGCGUUGGUUAAACAUCGUAACAAAGCUGAAUAGGACCUAAUCGGUUAUUUUUUCGUCCGAUGAGCUAGUUAAACUGAAUACUUAACGGUCAAGUCAAUGUAGGGUACCUCUGCCAUUCCUCACGACUGAUGGAAAAGUAGCUUGUAGCCAGAUUUUUAGAUGGCAGAACUUAGUAAAACAUUUUUGGUAUGACAGGAUUUAUGAAUUGCCUGAUGUGGAUUUAAUCCAGGAAAGUACUAUGAAACAAUAAAGGUUAA
Molecule: messenger RNA, 5634 nt
Organism: Varroa destructor (honeybee mite)
Lineage: Eukaryota; Metazoa; Arthropoda; Arachnida; Mesostigmata; Varroidae
Biological process (GO): regulation of transcription by RNA polymerase II
Cellular component (GO): nucleus
Molecular function (GO): RNA polymerase II transcription regulatory region sequence-specific DNA binding; zinc ion binding; DNA-binding transcription factor activity, RNA polymerase II-specific
Source: RefSeq, a predicted model, not a curated record